Molecule: messenger RNA, 624 nt
Organism: Triticum aestivum (bread wheat)
Lineage: Eukaryota; Viridiplantae; Streptophyta; Magnoliopsida; Poales; Poaceae
Exons: 6
Coding region: 82-624 (180 amino acids)
Source: RefSeq, a predicted model, not a curated record
CUAUCUUCCAUGUGCAAGCAGCAGAAGAAUACAAUUCUUGUGGAUUAUUGAUGCCUUUUUGAUCAUCCAGUGAUUGAGAACAUGUCGGAAAAGAAUCGAGACGCGGAAAGGAUGAAUCGCGAAGGUGGCGCUGAUGCUUGGGGUUCUCAAAGGCCAGAAACACCGCCUUGGGAUGCAGCAGAGUAUAGUCAACUCAUCUCUGCAGGGCCGUUGCUGCCACUACUAGAACAGUAUGCAGGCGUAGGUUCUUAUGACCAAAACACUCUUAGGGGGGCCCCAUGGCAAGUUCAGUCACAAGGCGCUAACACUGACAUAUGUACGGGCAACCAACCUCAACUAGCUAGUAUGGCUAAUCAAGGGCCUUCAUGCAGCACGUGGCAUCAGCCAGCACCCAUGUACCUGCCAUCGACGUCAUACACAGCGUAUUACGCUGGUGGUGACACGGCAAACGUCCCGUGGCAAGCUUCACAAAUUGCAGGUGGAGCACGACAUUUUGGUGUCACGGACCACACAAGAUGGCCAAAUGCAGCACAACAAGGCAAAACAAUAGUUGCCAUGUUUGUUGAACAGGCCUGCAACUACACUGAACAGCGGCGCGGGGACAUCUACGGCGGGGAGCUCUGA